AUGCAGUCAGCCAACACCGCCACCGCCGGCACUCAGCCUACCACCGCCCCCGCCUUCCAACGCCCCUCCGGAAGUGGAGGAGGCAACAAGAAGGGCACCAGCGCCGAGCGCCGAGCCACGCACAAUGCCAUUGAAAGAGCUCGUCGCAAGUCCCUCAACGGUCGCUUCCUUCAGCUUGCCGCCACGCUGCCCUCGAUCUCGGAUAUGCGUAGGCCAAGCAAGUCGAUCAUUGUCAACAAGUCGCUUGACUUUGUCGCCGAUGCCAUGAACCGUGAGGUCAUCUACCGCCUCAAGAUCGACAACAUGCGUCAGGAAAACAUGCAGCUGCGUGAGCAGCUCAACAAGUUCUUGACUCAGGAAGGCCUCGAACCGCUUGCUCAACCUCCCGUGGACGAGUUGCCUGUCCCUCUUGCCGAGAUGCGCAACAAGAAGCGCCAGAAUAGCUUCAAUGCGCCCAGACCCCUCGUUGACAUGUACGAUCUCGACGACGAUGACGGACUCUUCGCUGCCGGCAGCGAGGGAGAGGGUGGAAAGACUAGUCCUACAUCAACCACUUCUGGCGCUUCCAGCAUCCACGCCUCGCUCGCCAGCUCGAUGCCCACAGGUGUUGCCAGUUUCACCCCCAUCUCGCAGAACGACAACUUCGGCCAACAGACCAACUUCUUGGCUGCACCUGCAAGCUCUGUUGCUGCUAGCGGCACCUCGCCUGGCACCUCUUCGAACUCUGGCGACCUCGGAUCCAGGGAACGCAGCGCUGGCUUUGAAGACGCUGCGAGUCACUGGAUUCACCCCCAAGCCUAUGUCCCAGGCUCUGCUCAUGGCACGAACGGAGCUGCCUCUACCGAGCACCUCACCUACGCUGGCCUCGCCUUUUCAUCGGCCGGAACAAACAAUGCUCUGAUGGCUCAAUCGUCGCCUUCUCAUUCAGUUGGCAACUCUGACAUAUCUUCUGUUCCUGCAGUGCUCGCUCAGAACGGAGAGUCCAACAUGUUCUCGAUGGACGCCAGCAACUACAUGACCUUUCGUAACACGCAGCAGCUUGAGCAGCAGCAUGUCCAGUUCCAGCUUCAAUUGCAGCACCACCAUCACCACCAACAACAACAACAACAACAACAACAACAACAACAACAGCAGCAGCAGCAGCAGCAGCAGCAAGCUGCCACCUAUGCGCAGUACAACCCGUCCUCUUUUUUUGAACCUGCGCCGCUGCAGUCUGCUAACUUCUUGACUGCAGUAUGA
Molecule: messenger RNA, 1239 nt
Organism: Ustilago hordei
Lineage: Eukaryota; Fungi; Basidiomycota; Ustilaginomycetes; Ustilaginales; Ustilaginaceae
Exons: 1
Coding region: 1-1239 (412 amino acids)
Biological process (GO): positive regulation of transcription by RNA polymerase II
Cellular component (GO): RNA polymerase II transcription regulator complex
Molecular function (GO): protein dimerization activity; DNA-binding transcription factor activity
Source: RefSeq, a predicted model, not a curated record